Molecule: messenger RNA, 1146 nt
Organism: Lonchura striata (white-rumped munia)
Lineage: Eukaryota; Metazoa; Chordata; Aves; Passeriformes; Estrildidae
Source: RefSeq, a predicted model, not a curated record
AUGAGUUGGCUCGGCCUCCUCGUCCUGCUCACCGUGGCCGGGCUGGCACAGGGGACAUGGGACAACUGCGGAGGGAGCUGCGGUCUCCGAGCUGUGCCCUCUGUCUACCACCCCACAACUAAUUCCUACGGCUACGUGGCUUAUGACUUCGACAUGACACGCAUUGUGGGUGGCACAGGUGCCCUGCCAGGGGCUUGGCCCUGGAUCGUCAGCAUCCAGCACCCCUGGAUACCAGGCCUGAAGCAUCUGUGUGGAGGGUCCCUCAUCAGCACACAGUGGGUCCUCACAGCAGCUCACUGCUUCGACGAGGUCACGGAUAUCAGCAGGCUGUACGUGGUGAUUGGGGCCACGCAGUUGACUCAGCCAGGCCCUGGGGCACAAGUGCGCAGCGUCAAGCAGGUGCUGAUGCACCAGUACUACAAUCCUGUUGACAUGAGCUACGACAUUGCCCUGAUGGAAUUGGACCAUCCUGUCCAGUGCAGCCCCUACAUCCAGCUGGCCUGUGUGCCUGACAUCACACUGAAAGUGUCAGAGCUGCAGAACUGCUGGGUGGCUGGCUGGGGUGCCACUGCUGCAAGAGGUCGAAAAACAAGUGAUCACCUGCAGGAGGCCAAGGUCCAGCUCAUCGAUGUCCAGCUCUGCAACAGCAGUCGCUGGUACUCAGGGAAAAUCCACACCCACAACUUGUGUGCUGGAUACCCACAGGGCCUCAUCGACACCUGCCAGGGUGACAGCGGUGGUCCUCUCAUGUGCCAAGAGAAAAACAGUGACUACUGGUGGGUCAUCGGAAUAACCAGCUGGGGAAAAGGCUGUGCCAGAGCAAGGCGUCCUGGAAUCUACAUCUCCACUCAGUACUUCCAUGACUGGAUCAUAUUCUACAUGAACCUGAGCCCAGAUGGAAGUUCCUCUCCAACAUCACGGGCAUGUAGUCAUUUUUUGACCACUUCACACCCCUGGAGUUAUUUUAUUUUCACCUCACAACCUUCUCAGAAGCCAUGGCCAAGACCAACCCCCUCUCCAAAAUCAACUCCAGUACCAACAUUGUGCAAAGUUAACUCCUGCCCAUUUCCCAUCAAGAUUCUGGUGGAAUUAUUUACUCAAGUGAAGGAACUCCUCCAGCAGACCUUUGGUCAACACACAUUUUGA